AUGCUGUCAUCCAUGAUUCCGAGGAAACCCAGUGAUUUUCUGUGGCUGGAACGAACCCUCCCUAUACACGACCGCUGCCACAACUCCACAACAGCUCGCAUCAAGACUCACCACGAAACCUUUACAUCUCACUCUUACACACCCACCUGCACCUCCCACACGACCACCCACCACACACACACACCCACACGCGACUCAUUGCAACUACCAUCCCCAGUCUCACGACUCCAGCCAUACUCCACCCAAUCUACCACGCGCCAAAGUGCACUCUGCAUCGACCUACCAGUACAACAAACUCUGACAACACAUCUCCUACCACAUCCACUAACAACCAACCUCCAAACACCACUCUCUAUCUACCACAUCACCUCUGUAUACCCCCACACCAGCUACAACUAUUCUACCUUCACCACUCCAAUCUCAUCACCAUCUAUAAUCCCGCCAAGGCCCGACACCCCAAUAACCGUAAGAUUGCACCUAAACCACAUCACGACGCCACACCAUAUCACCACACCCUCCAAUAGAUCCGAACCUCCAAUGUCCAUCCCCAUCGCGCAUCCGCUCUCCAACUGUAUCUCGCCCCAACCGACGCGCUUUCAACUCAUUCCAUACACAUCGCGUCGAAAACCACUAACGCUACGCCCUCCUCUUCUCAGCACCUCAUAUGUCCCAGUCCCACCAUCGCGUCACACCCCUCAACCCCACCCCCCCAUAACCCAUCAGCGUACAGUGUGCCUCUCGUGUCCCUCCUAUCAACUCUCCUUCUCCUCCUCUACUCAGAGCCUUAUCGGACAGAUCCAGUCAAGCACUACCGAAUAUAACUAA
Penaeus vannamei (Pacific white shrimp) is the source of this 825-nucleotide messenger RNA. NCBI's taxonomy places the organism in Eukaryota, Metazoa, Arthropoda, Malacostraca, Decapoda, Penaeidae. The record is from RefSeq and is a predicted model, not a curated record.